GUGAUGUCAUACUAUCAUCACUGAGCAUUACUGCAUUUCUUUUUCUAUCAGCUGGACGUUCAAUUGAAAUUUAAAUGCAAUCAAUGGUCGUACUAAAUCAAACCAGUGAGUUAUUUUUUUACCAACUAAAUCAGGCAAUGACGUCACAUGCUCUGAUUGGUCGAGAAUCAUCCGACAGAUGGAACAUCAACAAAUCAAGAAAUACAAAUUAUAAACACACACACACACACACACACACACACACACACACACACACACACACACACACACACACACACACACACUAGUGUACAGAGAGAGAAACACAGUGUUUAUUCUCUCUUGUCAAAAAUUUGAGGUUAUAGUAUUAUUUGGCACUUGAAAGUGCUUGAAAGAAUUAGCAAGCAAUUAAAUAACAAUAUGAUUGUUCAUAAUAAAAAUAUAUUAAAUAUAUCAAAAAAUAGUUUAUUAAUAUUUUCAAUUAUUUUUUAUCAAAUUAUUACAACUGUAUUGGGUGAUGAUGAUUCAGAAAUUGAUUCAGCAAAUGUUGAUGUCAUUCUUCCUACAGUGCAACAUGAAGGUUUUUCAAGUAAAACAUCACCCACUGAAAAUAUUGGUUUUGUUCAUGCAUUCGUGGCAUCAUUAUCAGUGAUUGUUGUCUCUGAACUUGGAGAUAAAACAUUUUUUAUUGCAGCAAUAAUGGCUAUGAGACAUCCAAGACUAACUGUAUUUAUUGGUGCAAUUGGUGCACUUGCUCUUAUGACUAUUUUAUCAGUUAUGUUUGGAUAUGCUGCUACAAUUAUACCCAGAGUAUAUACAUAUUAUAUUUCAACUGCAUUAUUUGCAUUAUUUGGUCUAAAAAUGUUGAAGGAUGGUUAUUAUAUGUCACCAAAUGAGGGACAAGAAGAACUUGAAGAAGUUCAAUCUGAUCUUAGAAAACGAGAAGAUGAAUUGGAAAAAGAAACUGGUGCAGCUGUUAUUCAAGACCCUGAAACUGGAAUUAUUAGAAAAACAAAUAAAACAAGUCCAUUGAUGAUGUUAUCAAGGAUUCUUUUGCAAGCAUUUACAUUAACAUUUUUAGCUGAGUGGGGUGAUAGAUCACAAUUAACGACAAUUAUUCUUGCUGCUCGAGAGAAUGUUUAUGGUGUUAUUGUUGGUGGAAUACUAGGUCACUCUUUUUGUACUGGAUUAGCUGUACUUGGUGGUCGAAUGUUAGCUCAAAGAAUAUCUGUUAGAACAGUAACAUUGAUUGGAGGUGUUGUCUUUUUUAUCUUUGCAUUGACAUCAUUAUUUAUCAGUCCAACAGAAACUACGUAAUUUUUUUUUUAAUUUAAAUUAAUUGUUAAUGUAAACAAUUAAACUGAGAUUGUUUGUUUUUUUUUUAAAGACAAAAUAUUAGUGAUCAGUGACAUUUCAUUUAUAU
This is a messenger RNA of Aphidius gifuensis, 1402 nucleotides long. RefSeq names its product transmembrane protein 165. Gene Ontology annotation, biological process: Golgi calcium ion homeostasis; manganese ion transmembrane transport; calcium ion transmembrane transport. The record is from RefSeq and is a predicted model, not a curated record. The transcript has 8 exons. Gene Ontology annotation, cellular component: Golgi apparatus. Lineage: Eukaryota; Metazoa; Arthropoda; Insecta; Hymenoptera; Braconidae. Bases 400 to 1296 code for a protein of 298 amino acids. Gene Ontology annotation, molecular function: calcium ion transmembrane transporter activity; manganese ion transmembrane transporter activity.